CGCCGCCGCCGCCGCCGCCGCCGUCCGAGAAGGAGUCAGACGCCGCGAGGCCGCCGUCAGCGCCAUGCCUAAGAAUAAAGGUAAAGGAGGUAAAAAUAGACGUAGAGGUAAGAAUGAGAACGAGUCUGAAAAAAGAGAGCUGGUAUUCAAAGAGGAUGGACAAGAAUAUGCACAGGUAAUUAAAAUGUUGGGAAAUGGACGAUUAGAAGCCAUGUGUUUUGAUGGUGUAAAGAGGUUGUGUCACAUCAGGGGAAAGUUGAGGAAAAAGGUUUGGAUAAAUACAUCAGACAUCAUAUUGGUUGGUCUCCGAGACUAUCAGGAUAAUAAAGCAGAUGUCAUUUUAAAAUACAAUGCAGAUGAAGCAAGAAGUCUGAAGGCCUAUGGUGAACUUCCAGAGCAUGCUAAAAUCAAUGAAACGGAUACAUUUGGCCCUGGAGAUGAUGACGAAAUCCAGUUUGAUGACAUUGGAGAUGAUGAUGAGGACAUUGAUGAUAUCUAAAUUGAACCCAGCGUUUUACAUUCCAUAAUAUCUGAGGAUUGUCCUACAAUUUGGUUGUGAGCUCUGACUCAUUGUAGAAGAUUAAAAUUUCAUUAGCAUGAGUAUGCAAUUUGUUCAAGCAGACUGAUUUGUUUUAAGGUAUUAGUGUUUAAAAAUGGAGAAUGCAGAAAUAUCUUAAGUGAAAUGUUAAACCCACUUUGUUCUUUUAAUGUAAUAGAGUUUA
Chrysochloris asiatica (Cape golden mole) is the source of this 722-nucleotide messenger RNA. RefSeq names its product eukaryotic translation initiation factor 1A, X-linked (gene EIF1AX). Gene Ontology annotation, biological process: translational initiation. The transcript is spliced from 7 exons. The record is from RefSeq and is a predicted model, not a curated record. NCBI's taxonomy places the organism in Eukaryota, Metazoa, Chordata, Mammalia, Afrosoricida, Chrysochloridae. The coding region runs from base 65 to 499 and encodes 144 amino acids. Gene Ontology annotation, cellular component: cytoplasm. Gene Ontology annotation, molecular function: RNA binding; translation initiation factor activity.